ACAGACACACAUGUUCACAAAUUUCCCUUUUACAUAUAUAGUUUAAUUUAAUUACAUUUUAUAACGUAACAUUUUAGAGGCUCGGAGGUGAUAACCUUUUGUACUGGCAACACUGCCAUACCCCCCGAGAAUCGAUUCGCUAGGUUAAGGGAGCAACGAAGUCACUGUGAAUCGAUUCGGUAGAGCAGUCGGAGGCGGCGAUCCCCCCCCACGCCCCACUGCGAAUCGAUUCGACAGACAACGGAUGUGACGAUUCCCCCCGACGAAUCGAUUCUCUAUCCAAAACUAAAUUUUUUGCCGGGAGUUCAGAGAGGGCACCGGUUAUCGCAACAAUUUUAACUUUAAAUAAAACGCGUCAAGAUGUAAACAUCCACACGCGUAGACGAGAGUUGGUCCGUAUCAGCGCGGUCUUUAAUCGCAAACGCAACUGCAGUGACGUGUACAAAGGAGGGACGCGGUGAGACCCGGAAGACUGUACCACCACCCCCCCCACUACACCAUACAAGAGGCAGGACUUUGAUCCAGCGGUGGUGCUGGUGGUGGACGGGUGAAGUCGAAGUUCGUGGGCGGCUGACUGACCGUUGCCUCCUUCACUCCCAGGCGUUGUUGGAAUCGGCUUUCUUCACCCCAUUACACAAAUUCCUUUCCGAUUCACACACCGUUGGUGUCGCCGUCUCUACAUCAGCUUCGUUGUCGCGCAUGCACUUCCCAGGGGAGCCCUUGCCGAAUAUUUAUGCGAUGAGGGCAUGCACGCAGUGAUCGAGCAAACCCACCAGCCAGCGUGGAUCUUAAGGAUAAUUACUUUCAAAGGGGGGUCUUGGCGGCGGUGACUCGACGGGGCGAUGGAGACGAACGCAACCUCCAAAAUCUUGUCUCACCUGAGACGGGUGAGCGACGGACAUCUCGGGCAAAUGCGAGCAAAGUUGCGGGGAAUCGAACAACCAGCGGGCCAGUGGCGCUUCCUGAUCGACGCACUGGAUCACGUCCAGAACCAGGGUCUCCGCUCUUCCCCAGCUCCCCACUUCGAAGGGGACUGCACAGCCAUCAUGAGGUACCUGCAGGAAUUUGGGCGAAACCCCAGCGCCCCGCUCGAGGGCAGCUCCUCCCAAGAGAGCAUCAUGCCGCUGAGGUCCGGCCUGGCCGCGCUCGAAUACAGUGACCCAAGGAGGGGGCCGUCGAUUGCGACUACAGUGCGUGCGGGCAGCGACCGUGAGGUGGACCCGGCGAUGCAAGACUGCUCUGCUUCUUGCAGCGGCGGCAGCGGCGGCAGCAGGCCCCAGGCGCUGAAGACGAUGCCCGCAAGCUGUCUUCCAAAUUCGCUCGACAUAAAGUUCAGCAACGAGAGCCUGCCCACUGUGGCACUGGAUUGCAAGCAGCAGCAGCAGCACCGGCAUCCACAGCAGGAACAGCAUCCGCAGGAGCAACGGCAGCAACUUCCACAGCAGCAGCAGCAACAGCAGCAGCAGCAGCCUGUUCAGCAGAAUCUUCCGGCGUGUAACGCCUUACCUCAGCUCUCUCAGCAUCCUGCAGCCGUAAUGUCGCACGCCUCUCAUCCAUCGAAUGGGAUGGGACGUUCUAACGUUGACCCUGGGCAGUACCGGGGUGUCCAACCCUCACUGCAGGGCGACAGUUCCUUGUCGCCGGAUGCGGUGCCUGACGAGCCCAUUCCCAACUAUGCGCGCCAGUCAUUGUCCUAUAGAGAGGUUGCGCCACCAUCCAUCGGCUCCGCCCGAUCCUAUGGUGGAAACCCACCGCUGGGCUGUUACGACAGCAUGAGGCCAAACCGUUACCAGGGCGCGCCAGUCAGACGGCACGCUGCGGACGGGCACAGCAUUCAGCACGAGACGCUGGGUUCCUUCGCGCCCACGGGUCCCGUCUUCGAUUCUGGCAAGGUUGAAUCCUCGCUCGUCUCGCAGAUGGGCAGCCUCAACUUGAGCCCCACGAUGGCGCUGGGAUCCGUCGGCGAGGGCCCCUCGCCGGCGACGUUGCGGCCCCUGCGGGCCAAGGCGUCGUCACCCGGCGCGACGCCAUCGCCACCGCCAACGCCAGCGACGCCGGUUUCCGAGGGUUCGUCCGGCAGUUGGGCGAAUUCCGCCGUGAGCCCGCAGAGAGGAGGGCCAACAAACGACGGGCACGGGGAGGAUGAGGUGGAGGUGGACGAGGAGGAGGAGGAGGAGUUCUACACAUUUGUGAUCCUGCACGACGCCAAUGACAACGAUAUCGCGGAGCAGGUGAAGGUUGAGCUGGAAAAUCUCGACAUCAAGCCUGGCGCCACCUUUGAGGACCUCCAGGUGGGCGGCGAGCAUCAAAUCGGGAGCGUGGAAAAGGCCGUUGACAACUCGGCCUACACCCUGCUGCUGAUGACCUCCAAUUUCGUGAACACCUGGAUGCAGUUCACCACGCACGCCACGCUCAUGAACUCCAUCAACAAGACGCACAAGUACAACACGGUCAUCCCGCUGCUGCCGCGCACGCGACGCCUUCUGAAGAACCACACGCCCUUCGCUCUGCAGGCCAUCAACCCCCUGGACAUGGCGCUGAAAACUUUCGAGAAGAAGGCGUGCAUCACCUUGAACAGCAAGAAGGUUAGCAAGCAGAAGAGGGUGUGGGAGGCGGAGAAGCAGCGCCUGAGGAGGGAGCGGAGGGCUCGCGCCGUCAAAGAGCGGCAGCGGCGGCGGGAUUUGGAGGCAGCUCUGCUCGCGAUGCCUCCGGUAGCCGCUCACCACCCGGAAGACGGUGGCCCAGACGCAGAGGCUCAGGGGUUCGGCGAGAUGGAAGCGCAGGAGGCCGGACAGUCGCCACCACCGGGCGGAUUAAACUACGGCUGUGCUGCCGAGGGCGGCGGCGGCGGCGGCGGCGGCUGUAUCGGCAACAUGAACUUGGAGGGACACACUGUGCAGGUCAGCUUUCCACCCGUGGGCUCUCCGUCCCCGAACGUGGGUGUCGGAGGAGCGCAGAACAUCAACAUCAUCAACAUCACCGGCGUGCAGAACGUUCAAGUGGGAAGCAACAACGUCAUCCGGCGAGGCCCCACCUCCCCCGCGUGGGAUGGCGAAGAGUUCUUUGAGAGCGAGGAUAACAUAGACGAGGUUAACGAUUGCCAGGACAAUUAAACACCGGGUGUUGAGGUUCGCACGAUACAACCGGAACCCUCCCAAUUAUUCAAGUAAUGGAUUACCGCCGUUCGGGUGAUCGAUCACUCGGUUGCUUGGAUAUGACGGAAAUAUUUCCGCACGAAACGUCUCUGCUUCUGCUGCCGCCCGUGUGAGGCUGGACGGGAGGUGACCGGGAGGGGCGUGGCGGCAACCAUUUUUAUAGAGGCCACAAACGAGUGGUCGAUAACGAAGUAUAAUCGAUUAAUCGGGUUGAUCAACUCAUUGUCCCAUUUCUACCGUCGACACCGUGGAGGACUUUAACCCUUCCAGGGUCCGCUGCACCAGCACACGACCAGAACCUGGGUUUGAGUCCUGGUUUAGUGUUCAAGUGAAACGACUGCUCUCACGUGAGUGCAGUGCUCUUCCUGCGUCGACGAACCUAAGCCGUGAACGGAAACUCCACGUUAAUUUCGCAGGGAUCGCACCUUCCGUAGGACAGCCCGCUGUUGACUCCACCACACCUCCGAUUAGCGCAGUUGGCUACGUACGGUGCGAAAGAAGUUCAACACCCACACAUUAAUCUUCCUCUGAAGGGAUGGAGUUGACCUCUCGACUGGCAUUGUUUUGGAUUAAGAAACGUCCAAACAAUUAAUAACUGUUUGGACGUUCAUGAUCAGACUGUUAAGCGAUUACACCAUGCUCCCAGCUGUUGUGCUGGUACCCUGCAUGACGGUGCGAUUGUAACGAGUCGGUGCCUGACGAGAAGCCACGCAUCAGAUCGUUUCCAUGCCGCGAGUGGGGCAUUCAUGAGCGGGUGAGCGAACUUUCAUUCCGUGUGACGUCGGGGGAAAAUUCCCGCGACCCAUUCGUCCAGGGACUGGUUGUCUCGACCCCGGUCCCCUGCGUGUAAGGCGAGUUACUUUGUGAAUAAUGAAGGUGGAACUUUGGGUGCAUUGAAAACACAAUUCGAAAGUUUUUAAAUCUUUCAUAAACCGACGCACUUUUCUGGGCGGGGCGGUUCACAGGGGUGCACGUUUCUUAAAUCCUUGAAUCUUCAGUGCCCACUUUACACCGCUGGGUGGACAACACAGCCGCACCUCCGGGUGCUGUGGUGGCGAGAUAUUAACUACCUCGCCUGGUAUACAGGAGGUCGUGAGUUCGAUCCCGACCCUGACGCCUGCUGUGUUUGGAGUUCGCGUGUUCUCCCCGUGGCCGCUUGGAUAUUUCUCCAGGUCCUCCGAUUUAUCCCUCCACAUUUAGAAAAAAUGCAUUGAGAGUAUUUGGCAGCUAUAAAUUUCCACAUGAUAAGCCACUUAGUUGAGCUAUCAUUUGUGGCCAGGUCACUUCUGAAAAAGAACUAUCAAUAGGUCAGUGGGCCUUUACCUGGUAAAAUGUAAAAUAGUUUAGUUUUAAGAUGGUUGAAUAGUUUAGCACGGUUGGCUACAUACGGUGCGUACGUACAGCCGAUUCACCCAGCUACGUGCCAUGCAGCAAAGUUUGGACACAUUCCACUCUUCUGGGACGUUUGGCUAGCGUGGCAGACUGGGCCAUACAGCGUCUAGAGCUGUCCAGCGUGGCAGACUGGGCCACACAUCGUCGAUACCAGGGGUAUCGAACGUAUUCUUGGUUCUUUGGGUAAAGUCACGUAGAUAGAAAAAAAUAAUAAUAAAAUGAUAAAUUUAAAAUAAUAGAAGCAAAAAAGCCACGACGUUUCGAUCGCAACACAAGCGGUCUUCAUCAGGCGGAGAGAAAAACAUCAAACGUACCGGCCCGCGGGCAUUGCAACGGGAGAUUUGGCACGCCAUUGCCGCUAAACAAAAAUAAAUCGGUUCUCUUUUCCCGCGCUAGUCACAUUUUGAAUCGGUAAGUUAAGACCGUUUCAUGAUGCUUCUCAAUUUCAUAGGCCCAACUCUGUGGCCCGCUGGAGGUGCAUUUGAAUCCAAACCUGCCCCGCUGUCCAAUUGAGUUUGACACCCCUAGUCUGGAGCUCCCCAGUGGAGGCUCUCGCGCAAGCAGUGACCGGAGGGGGGCGAGCAAUCGUAAGGGCUGCACCGUUUUACCUUUCAUACUUUGCGUUCUUUUUCAUUGGUCUCAUUGUCGAAACGCGUUUUUAACCACUAUGAAUGCCACACACAACAAGAGUGUGUAAACGGCACUGUUUUUUUGAGAAUCAAAUCGUGGUUCUGUAUUGUCAGCCACGAGAUUGCAUCGUGGAGGAGAAUGGGUGUGAACAGUGACGUCACUGCUGCUUGCGAUGUGCACGUACCUUGUGCCCAGUGUGCAACAAACGUUGCUUUUGGCAGGCCGAGCAGAGUUGAGCCCGCGCAGCGCUUGAAUGUGCCACCGCCACACACAAACAGGUUGCUAUAGGCUGCUGCGGAGCUACGCGGUAGCGCAGCGGAAUCCGUUGUACUGCGCGUCUGUGCUCCCACGUCUGUGCUCCACGUGUGUGUCGCCAUCUCUGUGCCCCCCCCCCCUCCCGCCUUCGCCAACCUGCACCUGGCCAGUGUGGUGGUGCAUCGUCAAGUUAACCCCCACGACCCGAACAAGCGUGGGGAAGCCCUCACCCAAGGGCUGUACAUUGUCUCGUACAUCCGGUGCAACAACAAAAACACCAGAGCCAUUCAUUGCUAUUUCCUGUUUCCACGGCAUUUCGGUGGAAAGGGAGAUGUUUUUUUUAAAGGUGUCUUAAGCGGUGAUUUCUCGAUCGAUGUGACAUUUAUAUUUUACUGCCCGUGUAACUCUAAGGGUUUUUUUUGUGGGUCUUGAACGCCACAGGGCGGGGGGGGAGGUGUGUUUGACAGUGUCCUCGCGCAACACGGCUACACGUUCCGUUCGAUCGCUCUGCGAUGCGUCGCGACGGAUUCUGGCAGCUACGCAAACGGCGAUCCAGCCUCGAUAAAGCCACAGGCCUUAAUGUCGCGUGUGAUAACCUCCUGGAUCUGUUACGUUGUGGGCCCGUUCGAGUGCUUGGGUGCCGCCAUUGAGGUCGGGAACUCCCCCCUGCUCGUGCGCGUUUGCCGACUCCGUCUGAAGUUCAAAUCCAAUCUCAGGAUUUUCCCUUUUCUCCUCCGACUCUCAUUGUGUGUGUCCCCCCCCCCCCCCAGCUAAUAACGUCUUCUACACCAGCAGUCACUCAACUCCAGUCGUUAAAUAGUGGAACAAAAAUUACAUCGCAAAUAGCCCGACUGGAAUAAACGUGGCGAUCAUCGCCCCCCACCCACCCCCCCGGCUGCAAAAUAUUGAUUGGCAGGACCCCCCUGAAGAAGUUUAACGAGACACGGUGAGGACGUCCUGGGUAAACAAGCAUAAUGAAGUAAUAUUUGACCCACCUCUCCCCUUACCACCACCGUACAGCUUCUCGUGACUAAUAACCAUCAUGUGCAUAGAAGAGAAUGCUAAUCGCUGUAAAAGGUGAACUCCUCCCCACCCCCUCGCCCGGGUGGUGAGAACUGGAGUUGAGAAUCAUUGCUCGAUGCCAUUCUUGCUGGCCUGGGGCACGUCGGUUGUUUCCAUACCCGGUGCACCCACGCCGUCGCUACGUUUUCCACAGCUCGUGUCCACCGAACUCCCCUGGCGCAAGCACCACUAUCUUAAGAGUCUCUGUCAUCAUCAUCGUUCGGCACGCGGUAAAAUAUGCAUCAAAUCGCAGAGUAAAAUUUGAUUGUUGCGUUCGCGAUACCUGUGCACGGCGUCGGGGUCGUCCGUGUGAGAGGAUCGGUUGUCCUCGAUGUUGGUGGCGGGUUUUUCCGACGCAUUUUUUUGUGUUACGCGAUCGAACCCAAAAAAAAAAAACCUGUUAAACUGUACAUGUAGAUAAUGUUGUACUUGCAAAAAAAAGGCCCCAAAAAACGCGUCAAAAACAUAAUAAGAAUUCUGUUAUCGAACCGCGACUGGCAAUCGUGACUUUGUAUGUUACUGUCGAUGGGAUGAUGCGUUUAAAGGCCCGAUCGUCAAUCUUCAUGGUAAAAACAAUCAUGAUCAAUCACCUAUCUACCGUAAUCGAUGCAUGCUCCUGCUUGGAUAAAUCACGUGGGGACGUGCUCUUUUUCAUCCAUUGGCUACUCUGAGCCAACAUUGGAAAUUCCACAUUCCUGUGACGGGGGUGGGGGGGUAAUCCCUUGCACACGACAAUGAUCGUUGACUUCCUUCCGAGUGGGUACUCAAUUGUCGACCCCGGAGGGAUGAUGGGCCGAGUAGACUCCCGUCCGACCUGCUCGCUGCGAAUUACAUGAAUCUCCUGGGUGAACAAAGACGUCGUUGACUCAAUUCAGGGCUGACUCCCGAUUGAUCAGUUGAUUGUAAAUCCUGUGGAUGUGAGCGCUUGGAGGACUGCAUCGAUCAUAUAUAUGCCACCAUAUUUAAGAAUGGAUAUCACCAUGCCCUUCCUGCUUUGCUCUUCGUAUACCGUAUCCUAUGAUUUUGGUGCAAAAAGUGCAUUUUUACGUUUAUCACAGAUGUUUUAAUGUUCAUGAAAUGCAUAUAUGUUUGUCUUUGAAAGUAUGCAAUGGGUUCGUUAUUUUUUGAUGGGGGGGGGGGGGUGUCCUUUAAUGCGUAUCAAUUGUUUAUGCAAUGUCAAUACGAACUUUCAAAUAUCUCUAAUUAACAAUUAAAAUCAAUGCCAACAGUAAAAAAAAAAUCACGUGUGUAUGCAGUGCAAAUUAAAUUAAUUGUAUUAUAUAUGUGUAUUAUCCCCGCCACGAUGGUCACUUUGCUAUUCAACGGAACGUCAAGCAAAACAGGACUGUACGAUCUCUUAUGAAAUACUGAAUAGACGUCAAUACACGCCGAGUAGAACACAUCGCGUUUUGUGCAGUACUCGGUCGAGCCACUGCCGGACGAAUUAGUCUCCACGCUUUUCGGUGACGACGGUUUUGACGAUACUUCACCACGCUGGUCGGUUUGGGUUGACGGAGGAGGGAUCCAAGGACCGGUUCGAAUGUCGCUGGCCAACGACCGUCGGCCGCGCCAUGGGAAUACAAACUCGGGUCGCCCGGCUGAUAGCGCGGCGUUGCUAACCGUUGUGUCACCGUUCCACCCCAAAUAGAACCAUCGUUUACGGAAUUGCAACGCUGAACGCCAUGAACGCCGCCGUAAUGCCACGAAAGCUUUAAAUCAAGAUUAACAACACGCUGCUUGCAAUCCGGAGGUCGCCGAUUCAAUCUUCCGGCGUGGCAUUUGAAAUAUCGAUGGGCAAGUUUCCUAAAUCUCCCACACCUGUGUCCUCCCAGCGGCGUAAAUGGGUAGAGCGCAGGUGAUUGGCAGAACGCGUACGGUGGGGUAAAAUGUGGGUACGUCUGGCAGGGUGGAAGGGUAGGCCACACACAGUAGAUCAUCGGUUAUCUGGCGGUUUUGGGAUGAAGGGGGGCGCCGGAUUUUCAGAAACCCCGGAUGAUCACUACAUUAUUUAAAAUUCAAACUAGAUUCGAAGCUUUCGUGACUGCAGGAAUUACUCUGGUUAUUUCGGUAAAGUCACGUAGGCAGAAAUAAUAAUAUAAUACGACGUUUCGAUUGCAACACAAGCAACCAUUAUCAGGUACGAAUGAAUGAGAAAAACCAACAGUAAACUCAAAAAUACAAUGCAACACAACACAGAGAGUUGACCAACACAAGUCAACACCCCAACCUGGUUGAUUACGUUCUUAUUUAAAAUUGCUUAUUUGUUUUCGCACAUUUUUUUAGGUGUUGUAAAUAAAGACGACAAAUGAAUAUCCUGUAAAAAGUUACCGUAUUUACUGUACCGUACUUAUCACUCCAAUCUCGAAGAGUCUGCAUGGGGUGAUGAUGUACGUCCUGCCCUCUUGUUUGAACAACAACAAACAACGUGUUUGUGCUCGCAGCCUUUGGAUGCGGUAUUGCCCGUUUCGCCGGAUCGGCCAUCAACUUUACCCUGCAGAGGAGUUCCCCAGAGCUCCGUCUAGCGGAUGCCCCUCUUGUCAGCAGUGGCGUCAAGCAGGAAAUUUCAGGGCUGCACAUUUACCGUCCGCCACCUCUUGCACCGCGAUUUAAAUCAAAGCGCGGACGCGA
This is a messenger RNA of Petromyzon marinus (sea lamprey), 9122 nucleotides long. Lineage: Eukaryota; Metazoa; Chordata; Hyperoartia; Petromyzontiformes; Petromyzontidae. The record is from RefSeq and is a predicted model, not a curated record.